Molecule: messenger RNA, 1411 nt
Organism: Tachysurus fulvidraco (yellow catfish)
Lineage: Eukaryota; Metazoa; Chordata; Actinopteri; Siluriformes; Bagridae
Gene: tmem154
Product: transmembrane protein 154
Exons: 14
Coding region: 142-1095 (317 amino acids)
Source: RefSeq, a predicted model, not a curated record
UCACAUCCGUACACACACACACACACACACACACACACACACACACACACACACACACACACACACACACACACACACACACAGAAAGAGAGAUAUUUCGUCCUCGAGGUGAGUCAAAGCUGAAGGAGGAAGCAGGAUGUCAUGACAGAGGGUUGGUACUAUGGCACUGUGUCUGUCUCUGCCCUGAGUAAGGGCCAUUACUGCCACCGAGGAUUGUGGGAAAUGGCCCACGAUGUGUUGCUGUUAAUCUUGGCACUGACAGCCUGUCUGACUGAACCUGCUCACUGUGAGGAGAUCGAUGGAUCUGGAGUUCCAAAAACAGAAACACAAAGCACCAGUAUCUCAACAACCAUAACAAACACUCCUCCUGUGACCAGUGUAACAUGGAGCAGCACCCUCACAGUCGAUGUCCAGAAUGGAGGGGAUUCCAAAGGUGCUGAAACACUUGCACAGGUUACUGGGACGCAGAAUUUCGAUGACCAGGACAAAGAGGAUUCCGAAGAUGCUGAAACACUUGCACAGGUUACUCUGACGCAGAAUUCUGAUGACCAGGACAAAGAGGAUUCCGAAGAUGCUGAAACACUUGCACAGGUUACUCUGACGCAGAAUUCCGAUGACCAGGACAAAGAGGAUUCCGAAGAUGCUGAAACACUUGCACAGGUUACUCUGACGCAGAAUUCCAUGCGAAAUAAUACAAGUCCUGAUAAUACAACCACAGAUAAGAAGCACAAGUCUGCAUCCGAAAGUUCUGAAUCUCACACUACAGAUGUUGAAGGGCAGAAUAACAGCACACAGGAUGAGGACGAGACGGAUAUACAAGACACAGGGAUGACGUUCCCGAUCAUCGCAGCAUGUCUGACCAUCAUUCUGAUCCUGGUAGUCGCUGCAGUCGGAUUAGUGAUCGUAUGUAGGAGGAGGAAAAGAAACACUGCCGACCCUGAGAAAGAUGAUCCGUAUCUGAAUGAUGACUUUGGAGAGAAAGUGCCGAUGCCCAUGUUUGAAGACGACAUGCCCUCUGUGAUGGAGUUGGAGAUGGAGGAUUUGGAGAAAUGGAUGAUAAAAAGAGGGAGCGACAUCAGUGUGGAGUCAAAAUAGAGGCAUCCUUCAUGAUCACACUGCUGUAAUUGCCGUUGGACUCGGAUAGAAAGAGUGAGAGAGUGAGAGAGAUGGAGCACUCAGCAUCCUAUCAUGCUACAGUAGUAGCAUUUUUCCUGUGAACACACACACACACACACACACUUCAUCACCUUCUUUGAUUUUUAUAUUAGAAAGAUUUCAUAUUUACAACCGAAUAAAAAAUUUAAUUUUGACAUAUCACUGUUGUUUUGAAGCUUAAUGAGAACACACACACACACACACACACACACACACACACACACACACACACACACACACACACACACACACACAC